Molecule: messenger RNA, 3113 nt
Organism: Betta splendens (Siamese fighting fish)
Lineage: Eukaryota; Metazoa; Chordata; Actinopteri; Anabantiformes; Osphronemidae
Product: homeobox protein otx5-like
Exons: 3
Coding region: 667-1557 (296 amino acids)
Biological process (GO): multicellular organism development; regulation of transcription by RNA polymerase II
Cellular component (GO): nucleus
Molecular function (GO): RNA polymerase II cis-regulatory region sequence-specific DNA binding; DNA-binding transcription factor activity, RNA polymerase II-specific
Source: RefSeq, a predicted model, not a curated record
CUACUUGGGUAAGAAGUUACUUCUAAUUAGCCAGUCUCUUCUUGCUCGCCUCAUUUGUCCGCAUCCUCUCCUCAGGGACCAGAGACCAGAGGCCCCUAAACCUUUUAACAGGCAUCAGAUCUAAGAAGCUCGUUUUUUGCCGCUGGCAUUCUUUUGGUGCGCCCAGCUUUUACGCACCACCUGAACGGACUCAGCACCGUAGCGCGACUCGAGUUUUGUUGAUUUUUCUGGUAUUUAGUGUUUUAAAUUCUAGUCCUGUGCUGUUGUUUUUUUUUUGUUAUGAUCGUUGUUAUUAUCUGCGCAUAGAGAGCACAAAAUACGGAGGCCGAUCCACAUACUUGUUUUACGCGUCAGGUGUGAGCAGGUGUAAAGGUCUACUCGCUUCAACAGGUGCCUGGCUCUGUAGGACUAAGUUAGAGUCGGCUGCGAAGGUAAGAAUAGGGCCAACGAGGGAAAUCAAUAACAACAACUAAGUGACAAACAACACAGGGCAAAAGAAAAACAGAGGGAGGGAGUGUCAGAUAAAACGAGAGAGAGAGAGAGAGAGAGAGAGAGAGAGAGAGGGAGAGACACCCCCCUAGACUAACUAGGAGACCCAGCCCCCGGUCCGAGAGAAGGAGAGAGAGAGUGAGGGAGUGAGGGAGUGUUUUAAAGCCGGCAGGAGGCAUGAUGUCCUACAUUAAGCAACCCCAUUACGCCGUGAACGGGUUAACGCUGUCCGGCCCGGGCAUGGAUCUGCUCCACACAGCCGCCGUUGGAUACCCCAGCACGCCACGCAAACAGCGUCGGGAGCGCACCACCUUCACUCGCGCGCAGCUGGACAUCCUGGAGGCGUUGUUUGCCAAAACCCGCUACCCAGACAUAUUCAUGAGGGAGGAGGUGGCCCUCAAGAUCAACCUGCCUGAGUCCAGAGUCCAGGUUUGGUUCAAGAACCGUCGUGCCAAGUGCCGCCAGCAGCAGCAGCAGAGCACAGGCCAGUCCAAACCACGGCCUCCCAAGAAGAAGGCCUCCCCCGCUCGCGAAGCCAACACCGAGGCCAGUGCCAACCCCGCCAACGGACCCUACAGCCCUCCACCCCCGCCCCCGGGCACCGCCAUCACCCCCAGCUCCAGCUCAGCCAGCGCCACGGUGUCCAUCUGGAGCCCGGCCUCCAUCUCUCCGCUGCCAGACCCUCUGUCCGCCUCCACCACCCCCUGCAUGCAGCGCACCACCACCUACCCCAUGACCUACACUCAGGCCCCCGCCUACAGCCAGAGCUACGCCAGCUCCUCCUCCUACUUCACUGGCCUGGACUGUAGCUCCUACCUGUCCCCCAUGCACCCGCAGCUGUCGGGCACCGGAGGGGCCCUGAGCCCCAUCACGGCCUCCUCUAUGGGCGGGCCCCUGAGCCAGUCCCCCGCCUCGCUCUCCUCACAGGGCUACACGGCUGCCUCGCUGGGCUUUGGAGCUGUCGACUGUCUAGAUUACAAGGACCAAGCUGCCUGGAAGCUCAAUUUCAAUGCCACUGACUGUCUGGACUACAAAGACCAGAACUCCUGGAAGUUCCAGGUUUUGUAAAUAACAGGAAGUGCAAUGGGGAGGGAAGGGGAAGAAGUGAGAAAUCAAACAAAAUCCAGAUUACCUUUGGUGUGUUUUAGAAGAAGAAGGACUUGGGACACAAUAAUCAAUAAAUCAUAUCGGUUGAAGAACUAAUCAGCUGAAAUCAGUUCUUUAUUCUUGUUGUAGAAACAUGUUUUGGAUGUUAACUGCCCUGUUUCUGCUUGAUUGUAAUGAAGAGAUGAUAGUGCUACUAAACAACACAGAGGUCCUCCCUGCAAUGAAGGAAUGGCCAUUUAUUGGAAGUAUCUGACCAAUUAAUUAGCAAGAAAGCAGCUUUAAUUGUCUUCUCUGGUGCAAAUGGUUGUAAUUAAUACAGUAAAACUAUAAUUAUUGAGAAGAAACGUUGUGACCUUGUUUUAAUGGCCCCAACAGUUUCAGCGUGAUAUUUAUUGUGUAGACAACUCUGCAGGUUAACAAUGAGGCCCCAAGCGUGUUCAUUCCUUCUUUUUAGACUUUGUCUUUUUCUGCGACAUAUUUUCUCUCAUGAAGCUGCUUUUCAAGCCCCAGCUGGCGUCUACAGGGCGGCCAUCGUCGAAACGGCGUCGCCGCCGACUCCCGGUAGCCUUGUGCGACACCGACCCUCGCGCAGAGGGAGUAGAGUUGGUCCCUCGGGGGCCGCAGUACAAACCCGUUGCCUUUGAGCAUGGUCGUAGUCGUUAGCGUGGCUCAUAGUUUUAAUAGGAUCACCUCCACAUAAUAUGGCCAACAAUGGCCGCACUGUGCCCCCCCCCUUCACUCCACCUCAGCGUUUGCAUGUGGUCAGCAGAUUGUUGCAGCAGUUUCUCGGUCUCCAAAUGACUUUAUCGUACACUUCAUUAGUUGGAAACUGCUCCCGCGAGGAUUUGGAUCGGCGAGAAGGUUGCACCAGAGAAAGGGAAGGGACCGGCCCCUUUGCACAGAGAGCUCGGUGACUCCCUCAGCCUCAGCCUGGAACAACGCGAUGGCUACCACUUUAUGUGUUUGAUGUGUUGUCUGAUUUUUCUUUUGUAUUAGACUUAAACAAUAUUACGUUUCUUUUAAAAAAAAUUGUGAAUUUGUUCAAGUAAAAAGUGUGUAAAAGUUCAUGUUGUUAUCAUUGGUAUUAUUGCUGUCAUCGUGUCGUCAGCUGACACGGACGUUGCAAAUACACUUGUUGUUCCUCUGUAAAUAUUAAAACUUGAAAAUGCAAUCGCGUCUGGUUUCAGCUCCACAGACGUCCAACCCAACAGAAUCUCUCUCUGUCUUCAUUUCUAGAGAACUGCCAACUUUUUAUUAUCAUUUCUGUGGGUAUUUUUCUGGUUUCUGCUUCUUUUCUUUUUUUUUUCAAACUCAGGGGUUUAUCCAAUAAAGGUAGCAGUAAUAGGAUACCAUGCUGUUUAUGCUUCUGAAGAAUUUGCUGUACUUUUAUCUUUGUAUCUAUCUAUCUUCUCUGCUUAUUCUGAAUAAUUUUGUAUAUUUCAUUUGUCUCCUGUGUUUGCCCAGAUUCACCAUUAGAUAGCUAAAAUGUUUCUGAGACAUUAAACUAAUUCAUUAAA